This is a messenger RNA of Trifolium pratense (red clover), 1278 nucleotides long. RefSeq lists its product as uncharacterized. The coding region runs from base 72 to 1175 and encodes 367 amino acids. NCBI's taxonomy places the organism in Eukaryota, Viridiplantae, Streptophyta, Magnoliopsida, Fabales, Fabaceae. The record is from RefSeq and is a predicted model, not a curated record. The transcript is spliced from 7 exons.
ACCCUUUGGAAAGAAGUUAAGUAGUGGGUAACCCACUACUAACAAGUUAACUAACAAGUUAAUAGGAGAAUAUGUCUGAGUCAUGUGGCUCCAAUGCUUUCCCAAAUGCAGAGGUGGAAAAACAAAUAACUAACAAGAAAUGCACUAGAGAUGUUGAAGACGAAGUUCUGUCUACAACCCAAAAACCAUAUAAGAUGACUGAACCUUCUCAUUGGCCGGAAACACAAAAUCUAAACAUGGACUCCCAACCAGUGCAGGAAACAGAGUUCACGCAAGAACUGUACGAAGAGUCACCCUGGCAGGAAACGCUAAAACUAAACUUGGACUCCAAAGUGCGGUUUGGAGGAAGACAUGCCGUGGAAGGUAACAUGGAUUUUGUUAGGAGUUUCACAAUAAGGGCUGAUCUCAAUGAUACUGAUUUAGUAUCAGACAUUCUUAAUACGGCUAAACAAAACAAGCUCAUGAUGGAUAUUGACCAGUAUUGUAGUGAAAUGGAAGGUUUGACUAUAGCGGCUCAAAUAAAUAAGAUUGCGAGAAGGGAGAGAGUAAAUGGUCGCGAGGUUCGCGAAAUAUUGAACUUUCUGAGGUUUGAAUUUAAGGAGUAUUGCCAACAAAUGGGUCGAGGGGCAGAGGGUUUGAUUUUUAAUUUUGCUACCGGUACUUUUACUUCAAACGGAAGAGUAAAAUUAAGUGAAGCUAAGUUGAAGGACUUGACUACAAACAUAGCGUCGAAGCACGAACAUGCGAUCGGGUAUUUUUUUUUAUUGAAAGACAUUUGUCCGAACAUACUUUGUAAAUAUCGCAACUCAAAUGAUUUGAAGAGACAGAGUCAUAACAGUAGAAGCCUGAGCUUAACAGGAGCAGCGUCGAGUAGUGGUAAACGGAAGUCAUCAUCGAAUGACACAUUUACAUCUGUAAAGAAACCUGUCUCGAUCAAAAAGAUGUUGAAUGGGUAUGAUAAUCGUCCUUCGGAUUUGAAUUCUUUGGCUAAAAGGAUGGAGUCUAUUUUUCAUCCGCAGAAAUCUAUGGGCAUCAUUAAUAAGUUGUUGGACUGUUUUAAAGGUCAUCCGUAUUUAGUGGAUCUAUUUAGUGAGUAUGAUGACACAAAGUUUAAGAAUGAAAUCAUUCGUCUAAAGCAGAUGAAUUUGGAUGGUGGUGCAAGUAGUGAGUGUUAGGUGGAUAUUGGUACAUUGCAAUCUACCCUACGACUCAUUAAGUUUAAGUUGUUAUUGACUAUCCUUUGUUUCUGUUAAAUAUAUUUCUUCUGUGUUACAUAAA